AUGGGGAUAGGACGGAAUAAGCAAGAAGUCUUUGCAUUUAUUGAAGCCAAACUUAAACACCGGUUAGGGGGGUGGAAUAAGAAGUUUCUUUCUCGGGCGGGCAAGGAGAUACUACUGAAGAGUGUCGCUCAAGCUUUGCCUACAUAUACGAUGAGUUUAUAUUUUCUCCCCAUCUCCUUAUGUGAGCGGCUUGAAAGGUUGAUGAAUAAAUUCUGGUGGACUGCGAAUGGUGGUAGUGGUGGUGGAAUUCGGUGGAUGUCUUGGACGCGCAUGUGUGGCCCGAAAAAUACUGGUGGAAUGGGAUUUAAACAUCUCCAUAAUUUUAAUAUUGCUUUAUUAGCAAAACAAGGAUGGAGAUUGCUGACUUGUCCUGAUUCUCUGGCUGCUAGAGUUUACAAGGCUCGGUACUUUCCGCGAGCAGAUUUUCUGAAUGCUUCAAUAGGUGCUAAUCCUAGUUAUUGUUGGAGAUCCAUUUUGGCUGGGCAAGAUGUUUUAAAAAAAGGCUGUUAUAAGAGAAUUGGCAAUGGUCGAGCGACCUGUGUAUGGAAUCAGCCGUGGCUGCCAGAUGCGACUAAUCCGUUUGUGACUAUUCCAGUGCAUGGUCAGGAUGUGAAUCUUCGUGUUACUGAGUUACUGCUCCCUCAUACCAAUGACUGGGAUUUGACUAAAUUAUCCAGUCUGUUUAUUCAGCGGGAUAUUGAGCUUAUUAAAUUAUCCAGUCUGUUUAUUCAGCGGGAUAUUGAGCUUAUUACUCAGAUCCCAGUCUCCAUCAAUUUUGAAGACAAAUGGUGUACUCAGAUCCCAGUCUCCAUCAAUUUUGAAGACAAAUGGUGA
This is a messenger RNA of Ipomoea triloba (trilobed morning glory), 834 nucleotides long. RefSeq lists its product as uncharacterized. The transcript has a single exon. The record is from RefSeq and is a predicted model, not a curated record. The coding region runs from base 1 to 834 and encodes 277 amino acids. NCBI's taxonomy places the organism in Eukaryota, Viridiplantae, Streptophyta, Magnoliopsida, Solanales, Convolvulaceae.